GGCCACUGCGGGCGGUGCGCGCGAGGCAGCCAAGCCUUGCCUUCGGAAGAGAUGCCCAGGGAUCUUAGCAAGCAGCCUGCGGAUACCAGGGAUCGGACCCGGCCAGUUUCCCGACCGAAUCUGAGGGAUCCUGAGCCUCGGCCUCGAGGGGGCGCUAUCCGGCCUACUCGAGGACCAGGCAGCUGCAGAGAAGUCCCAAGGUCAAGGCCUGGGCAACGCCAGGGCUUGGAGAGUCGGAAUCUAGCCCAAGUCCUGGGGAGGCUGAGGCGGGGAACUAGAUCUCCGAGGACAAAGAUGGGCGGGCCAGUGGGAUCCACCGACGCUGCCCGGAGCUGUUCCAACGAGAGCCGGGUCUGUGGCGUGAACAAACUUUCCUUCAGCGCAGGGGCAGAGGAGCCGGGCUGGAGGCUUCUCCCCCGGGCCUCUGCUCUCCUCCACCUGCCAGCGCUCAGCCUCCGCCCAGCCUUCGCCCCCCCCCCAGCUCCCUCCCCCUCCCCCGCGCGCCUCUAUUCACUCAGACUCAUGUCUCCCCUCUCCCCUCCUCCUUCUCCCUCUUGCCUUUCUCCCCCACUUUUCUCCUGUCUCUUCUUUUGUAUUCUCUCCUCCCUCGCCGCCCCGGUUGCCUCUCGCCUCCUCCGGGCCGCAGGGGAGGGAGGUGAGCGCGCUGCGCCAGGGGCCUGCGCGGCUCAGAGGGAGGCGUUUCUCCUACUUCUCCCGGGUAAUUUGGAGAGGUUGUGUGUGUGCGCGCGCGCGCCUGAGCUCCUGGCGAAAAGGGGUAGGAUUCAGCGCCGAGCAGAGAGGGUCAGGGUCUUUGACGUUCCUCGCCAGCUGCACAAACCUCCCGGAGCAAGUGUGAGUGUGAGUGAGAGUGCGCGCGCGCGCACGGGCUGGCUGCGCUUGGCACGCUUGGUGGCCCGGGGCCCCGGGGCCCGGGGUCCCGUCUGGCGGCUCAGGAUUACCGUGACGUCACAUUGAGCCUCUGGCCACCUUGGACUGGGACACCUCCGGAGCCUCACAGCCCCGCGCCGCGCCGCACCUCACCUCGCCACCACGCGCCUUUGGGAACCAACAUCUUCUUCCUUUCCCUGCCCAUCCAUGGGCCCUUCUGUCUUCCGGACCCCACGGGCCGGAGGGGCGCCUUCCGGAGCGCAGGGCUCGGCAGCCGGGCUGCCCUCGGCUCUGCCUCCACUCGGGCCAACCAGGCGGAGGAACCGGCGCUGGGCACCCGCCACAGUGUAAGGAACUGAGACGCCGCGCUGCUGGGAGCGCCGAACAGUUGGGCUGAGACGGGAACUCGAAAGGGAAGAGAGAGGCGGGCCAGGGACAGCCACCAUGUCCUUCCCGCACUUUGGACACCCGUACAGCGGCGCUUCCCAGUUUCUGGUGUCGGCAAGUUCCAGCACCACAUGCUGCGAAUCUACCCCACGCUCAGUCUCAGAUGUAGCAUCAGGCUCCACCCCAGCGCCCGCUCUCUGCUGUGCACCCUACGAUAGUCGACUGCUGGGCAGUGCACGACCAGAGCUGGGCACCACCUUGGGCAUCUAUGGAGCCCCCUACACGGCCGCUGCAGCUGCCCAGAGCUACCCUGGCUACCUGCCCUAUAGCCCGGAGCCCCCCGCACUGUAUGGGGCACUGAAUCCACAGUAUGAAUUUAAGGAGGCUGCAGGGAGUUUUACACCCAGCCUGGCACAACCAGGAGCCUAUUAUCCCUAUGAGCGGACUCUGGGGCAGUACCAAUAUGAACGGUAUGGCGCAGUGGAAUUGAGUGGUGCUGGUCGCCGAAAGAAUGCCACCCGGGAGACCACCAGCACGCUCAAGGCCUGGCUUAAUGAGCACCGCAAAAACCCCUACCCCACUAAGGGUGAGAAGAUCAUGCUGGCCAUCAUCACCAAGAUGACCCUCACCCAGGUGUCCACCUGGUUUGCCAACGCACGCCGGCGCCUCAAGAAAGAGAACAAAAUGACGUGGGCACCCAAGAACAAAGGUGGGGAGGAGAGGAAGGCAGAGGGAGGAGAGGAGGACUCGCUAGGCUGCCUAAACGCUGACACCAAAGAAGUUACUGCUAGCCAGGAGGCCCGGGGGCUCCGGCUGAGUGACCUAGAAGACCUGGAGGAAGAGGAGGAGGAGGAGGAGGAAGCUGAAGACGAGGAGGUAGUGGCCACAGCUGCAGACAGGCUGACGGAGUUCCGAAAGGGCGUGCAGUCGCUGCCUGGGCCCUGCGCUGCAGCUCGAGAGGGCCGAUUGGAGCGCAGGGAGUGCGGCCUGGCCGCGCCCCGCUUCUGCUUCAGUGAGCCUUCCGGAUCGGAAGAAGCUGACUUCCUCGCGGCGGAGACAGGCGGCCCUAGGUUGACCAUGCACUACCCAUGCGUGGAGAAACCGCGCAUCUGGUCUCUGGCUCACACCGCGACAGCCAGCGCUGUCGAAGGUGCACCCCCAACCCGGCCUAGGCCACGAAGUCCUGAGUGCCAUAUGAUUCCCGGACAGCCUCCUGCCUCUGCCCGGCGACUCUCAGUCCCCAGAGACUCCGCGUGCGACGAGUCUUCCUGCAUAGCCAAAGCCUUUGGAAACCCCAGGUUUGCCCUGCAGGGACUACCGCUGAACUGUGCGCCGUGCCCGCGGAGGAGCGAGCCUGUAGUGCAGUGCCAGUACCCGUCUGGAGCAGAAGCAGGUUAGCGCAACGGCUGCGAUUUGCGAAAGAAUCUUGGAAAUGGGCCCCACGUUUCGAAUUCAUCUCCAGGUUAAGAAGCUGCCAGACCUUGCCAGGGACCAGGAGCUCUCAUUUUGCCUAAGAGACAGACACACAGAAACCCUCCUAGCAGCUGUCCUUGCACGCAGAGCUGGGUUGGUGGGCAGAAUUGUACCUUAGCCGACCCCACGGAGGAGAUGGCAGGGCACCUUGGGGAAGGCCGAGUGGGAGGCUGGGCGAGUCUGCCCCACCCAACGACUCUACCAAGUCUCUUCCUCCUCUGGAUUCAACAAGGCUUCCUCUCCUGCUCACCCCUGUCUCUCACCUCCACCACGCCCCCUCACUUUGUAACUUCAUCGCAGACCCGGCUACCAAGGACCCUGUGCGUCUUCUCCCCCUCCCAACCCCUUGUGUCCUUAAAAAUAAUCAGUCCAAACCCAUG
This is a messenger RNA of Cercocebus atys (sooty mangabey), 3128 nucleotides long. It is a transcript of the gene IRX6, whose product is annotated as iroquois homeobox 6. The transcript is spliced from 6 exons. Gene Ontology annotation, biological process: cell development; regulation of transcription by RNA polymerase II; neuron differentiation. Gene Ontology annotation, molecular function: DNA-binding transcription factor activity, RNA polymerase II-specific; RNA polymerase II cis-regulatory region sequence-specific DNA binding. Gene Ontology annotation, cellular component: nucleus. NCBI's taxonomy places the organism in Eukaryota, Metazoa, Chordata, Mammalia, Primates, Cercopithecidae. Bases 1333 to 2673 code for a protein of 446 amino acids. The record is from RefSeq and is a predicted model, not a curated record.